Molecule: messenger RNA, 1434 nt
Organism: Ochlerotatus camptorhynchus
Lineage: Eukaryota; Metazoa; Arthropoda; Insecta; Diptera; Culicidae
Product: proton-coupled amino acid transporter-like protein CG1139
Exons: 7
Coding region: 1-1407 (468 amino acids)
Biological process (GO): amino acid transmembrane transport
Molecular function (GO): L-amino acid transmembrane transporter activity
Source: RefSeq, a predicted model, not a curated record
AUGGACAUUUUAUCGGAAGAUAACAUGGACAUUUCAUCGGAAGGCGACCAUACUUUGCCGCCCGAUAAGAUGGGUCGAAAACGUACGUCAUCUCAAAAGGAAGAUGAAACGAUCCCUGGUUCGUCGUCUCAAGAUGAUGAGUACGACCCGUUCCAGCAUCGCCAGAUUGAGAAACCUAAUUCAUCCAUCGGAACACUGAUCCACAUGAUCAAGGCAUCGCUAGGUACGGGCAUAAUGGCCAUGCCGUUGGCAUUCAAAAAUGGAGGGCUUAUUUUUGGGACUUUUGGAGCGAUAGUUAUAUGCAUUAUCUACGCACAUUGUGUUCAUCUGCUGGUCGGUACAUCUCAAAAAGCUUGCAAAAACUGUCAGGUUCCUUUGCUAGGAUUCUCCGAAACAGUGCACAUGGUUCUCAGUAAUGGGCCAACCAAACUGAAACCGUUUACUAAUUUCACUACUGGAUUCGUGGAUGUGAUGAUCCUCUUCCAAAGCUUUCUAUCGAGUUGUCUGUUUCUAGUAUUUAUCGCAAAAUCAUUCCAUGACGUCUUCUACAAUCAGCUGGGCAUUGAUUGGGACACUCGGAUUUACAUUCUCAUUAUAUUAGUACCAGCCGUGAUCAUAACCCAAAUCCGUGAAUUGAAAUAUCUGGUGCCAUUUUCGCUGAUCUCCAACGCCUUCCUCGUCAGCUCGGUAUGCAUAACGCUGUAUUUCAUCUUCAGUGAACCAAUCUCGCUAACUAACAGGAAUUUAUGGCCUCAAUGGAGCACCUUACCAUCAUUUGUAAGCGCAGUGCUGUUUGCAAUACAAGGAGUAAGAUUUGUUCUACCAGUGGAAAACAAAAUGAAACAUCCUCAGUACUACCUAUCAACAUUUGGUGUUCUGAACUCAGCGAUGGCAUUUCUUAUCCCACUCUACAGCGUGACAGGAUUUUUUGGAUAUGCACAAUACGGUGAAACAACAAAGGGUUCUGUUACUCUCAACCUGCCCAGCGAGAGCGCAUUGGCAGAAUCAACCCGUUUACUGUCGGGAAUUGGCAUUUUGUUUACCCUAGGAUUUAGCUACUACGUACCGAUGGAAGUCCUAUGGCAUCACAUUCGAGAUAAGCUAUCGUUAAAGUGGCACAACUGGGGACAAGUCAUAAUUCGUUUCACGAUACUGAUCAUACUGGCAGCAGUGGCUAUUGGAGCACCGGAGAUAGAACCCUUCGUUGGGCUGGUGGGAUCGUUUGGUUCGGCAACGUUGGCUAUUUUGAUUCCUACCACACUGGACAUGAUCUUCCGGUGGCCCAACGAUUUUGGUAAAAUGAACUGGAUAUUGUGGAAAAAUGUUGUAUUGCUUGUUUUUGGCAUGUUUGUACUAGUGACAGGGACGUACUAUAGCUUGAUGGAUAUUGUAGCUAUAUAUAACUAGAAUUCUCACGUAAUAUGAGAAAAGGGU